UUGACUGUAUUUUUAAGUUUUGGUUGACAAAAUACAUUGAGUAGAGAUAUUGUGAUAAUAAUUGUUUAAUUACGUGUCUUUGUACGAUUGACAUAUUCAGAUGGGAUCAGUUUUUAUUAAAAAUAAUUGACAGAUAAAGUUUUGUGUAGAUUGGAAGUUUUGUGCAAAUACUCAUUAAAGAAAAGUCUGAAAUGAAAAGUUAAUCUACUUAUUUUGUGGAGUGGAUAUUCUUUUAUAUGAGAAUUAGUCCUGCUGUGGAGAAUUGAUGUAAACCUACUUCAGUGUAUCGGAGGAAAAUGAAUCAUUAUUGGAAAACUUUAUGAAUUGUCACUUGUUUGGCAGGACUAGUAACGCUAUUUGGAAAUCAGUCAUUGAUUUAUAAUCUACUGGACCGCAGGAACUUUUUCCACAUAAAGAAAAUUUUAAAUUUCUAGUUUAUAUGAAUAAAGGAUAAAUGUGUUUGAUCCAUGUUUAAAUUCAGUGAAAUUCAAAAGACUGAAAAGUAUUGGAAUUUUCAUGCUAAGGUCUUGUGAUAUAUUUAUCAUACGAAAAAAUAUACUAACUGUAAAAUUUGGGAUAUCCUAUUUGACUUGGAUAUAUGAAAACAAACUUAUAACUUAAAUCAUUUAACAUGGUUAAAGAAGAAUUAAAACCGCGUCGUCCAAGUAAGGACCAUGGAAAUCCAAGAGAAAGGCGCAUGUCUGUUUUAUCGCAAACUGGACAUAAAAUAAAGAGAGGUAAGAACCAAGGCGGAACACCAGAGAAAUCAGCUACCCCUUCACAGGAUGCUACUGACGAAAAUCAGUCCCCUACCAGAAAUGUUCUCUGGAAUGAAGAGAUUGAGAAACUUCAAAUCAAGGAGGAAGACCUGAAGAAUAUUGUAGAUACAUCACCACCAAAAGAAAAGGAGAGGUCACCAAAAACUGCCAAGGUCAUUGUCAAGAAAAUGAAACCGGAGUCAGAAUUGAACAAACCAAAGCCUAAAAUAGUUACUGUUGCUCGACCUGCUCCACCAGAUGCACCUAUAAAGGUUCCAGACUAUUCUGGAUUUGCAGGACCAAGAUAUUCACAAGAUGGAUCAGUCUUACCACACAGUUUACUUGGUUCUUUCUCAGAAUUCAAGAAGAUAGCUUUGGAGAAAGGAGACUUACUGGAUGUAACAGUGCCAGGAGGAGAGCUAGAAAGAGAAUCAAGUGUUCCAACACUAAAGUAUGAGAAGAAAAAACGUGUUCACCAACCUCCAUCUCAUGCUAAUGAGAAUAAAGCUCUUCAUAACUGGCAAAUGAAAAUGAUUGAAAGAAAGAAGCAGCAAGGCUAUAUAUCUAAAUUAUUGCAAAAGAAUCCUGAAGACUUAGCAAUGAAUGCUGCAGAUAAUUAUCGUAAGAUCCAAGAGGAGAGAUAUAUUCUUGAUAGAACUAUUCCCCUUACUGACUACGGAAAAGGAUAUCGUGUUGGGAGUGAAUUCUGGAAACAACAGGAAAGAUUUGGAGAUGAUGAAACAGGCAUUCAUAUGACUCUGACCCAGAAUGAGAAAGGAUAUCCCCAGCCAGUUACACAUGUAGGUAUACCUAAGAGUAUACGGGAUGAGAAAGGUUGGCACUGGGCUCCUACCCAUACUGCACCAGUCCAUUAUCCAUGGCACAAAGCUCCUUACUUGGAGAAAAGGAAGAAAGAGCUGGGAAAAUAUAUCAAGGAACUGGAUCCCCAUAAACCAGAGUUUGAUGCUCUUGAAAUCAUAGGAACAAAUCAGCCUCAGAUGAAGAGACCUGAAUCUGAAGUAGAUUUUGUACAUGAAGAUAGAAUGUCCUUGGACGAUUUGGAUGACCAGGAUAUAGAUGGAGAGAAGGAACCAGGAGAUCAGACUAACCAGAAUGUUUUUGGACCUUCACUGAACUUUGCCGGACAGCCAGCUAGAUGGAUUGGUGAUGGUUAUAGUUACCAGGGACAAGUUGGUAUUGAAGGAAGGGUGACAUUUGAGACGUAUUCUGGUGACAGGGUGACAUCUUAUCUGUAUAUUGUCAAUGAUGGAACCACUGCUGUGUACUAUGACUGGAAGAAAGCUUCAAAAGAAGAUUAUUUUGAUAUGAAACUUCCUAAAGAUAACCCCUUUGAUUUGGUACACCAGCAGGUUCAGAGGUUCUAUUUUAAUAACAGUAGUGGUGUGAUUCUACCAGGAGAAACAAUGAAGUUUCCAUUUGUUUUCAAAUCUCCCAAUGCUGGUGUGUUCACUGAACAGUGGAAAUUUGAGACCCGCCCAGUUUUAUGUGGAGGGGCGUCAUUAAUAGUAACAUUGAGGGGUAUUGCCUUACAGGAAGAUAAAUUCCAAAAGGAAAGAGAACAACUUGAGAGAGAUUUACAACAGAAACAAGCUGAGCAGAUUGUAAGAAACAUCCUCCAUAACAUCAUCAAUGGUAUCAAGAUACAAGAUAGACCUCCAUCACCUGUAGAUGCUUAUAUAACAGAAGAGGAAAUAUUCUCUAGGAAUAAUCCUAAGCUUUUCUACACCCAUGAUGCUGUCCAGGCACUGAAACAGUUGUAUGCUGAAAUAAACCCCGAAGAGAAAGACGACAGGAUAUGGGAUUUGUCUGUGGAAGAUCUCAAAGAUGAGUUGAUGGCAAUGGAUGAUGAUGAUGAGAGAAAGGAAGACUUCCUCCACCAGAUGAAUACACAUGUGUCCAAAAUGUCCUAUAGUCAAAGUAAUCCUAUCAAAAAAGAUUUAUAUAAAGCUGGGUAUGAGUUAUUAUUGGAGACUGUAGAUAAUAUAGUGAGUGAGUCUAUGGCUAUAAGACAAGUGAUGGGACUGCCAGAGAGAGAAUCUUUGGACCAAAUAGAGGACAGAAAAAGAUUUAAAGAGAGAAGAGUUAGCGAGAGACGUAUGACGGUGGCAGCUACUACAAUUGGAACUUUAAAAAAAUCAUUGCCUCCAAUACCUGACUCCCCACCUAAGGGUUCAAAGUCCAAGGGUAAUAAGACACCAUCAUUAGAUAAGAAAGUUUCUCCUGCCAAGGAUUCCAAACCAGCUAAAGGAAAAGAUGCUGGUAAGGCAGAUCCCAAAGGGAAGACAACUCCUGCACCACCUGCCAAGAAAGGCCCAAGUAGAGGAUCUGCAACACCAGGAGCAGCACAGCCUGAAAGUCAAAAUAGAACACAAACACCAACAAGUGCACCACAGAGCCCAAUACCAGAUUCUGAUCCAGUCUUAUAUAGAAAAUACAAGGAGAAAUUACAAGCCAAGGCAUAUUAUAUUGUUGGAGACAUGUUUGACAAAAUGGAGAAUGUAUUUGAAUGUAUUUUAGAUAGUGAGGACAGACCACCAUUGAAACUGUGAUAAAAACUUUUAAGAAAUCUUUUGCAUUUAUAUAAAAAAGGAUAUUUAUAUUUAUAAAACUAUCUGUGAUGUUUAUGAAA
This is a messenger RNA of Mytilus trossulus (common blue mussel), 3408 nucleotides long. RefSeq names its product MYCBP-associated protein-like. The record is from RefSeq and is a predicted model, not a curated record. The coding region runs from base 632 to 3328 and encodes 898 amino acids. Lineage: Eukaryota; Metazoa; Mollusca; Bivalvia; Mytilida; Mytilidae. The transcript is spliced from 22 exons.